This is a messenger RNA of Rattus norvegicus (Norway rat), 3111 nucleotides long. RefSeq names its product OTU deubiquitinase, ubiquitin aldehyde binding 2 (gene Otub2). Bases 198 to 1220 code for a protein of 340 amino acids. Gene Ontology annotation, biological process: protein deubiquitination. The record is from RefSeq and is marked validated. Gene Ontology annotation, molecular function: hydrolase activity; cysteine-type deubiquitinase activity. NCBI's taxonomy places the organism in Eukaryota, Metazoa, Chordata, Mammalia, Rodentia, Muridae. The transcript is spliced from 7 exons.
AAUCGCGGGCCGUGCGUCUUGCUGGGACACAGUGGAGGUCUGCGCUCCGGUCUGAGGGGCGGUCGGGUGUAUUCUGCACUCACCCCACACCCGCGAGGCCCGCGCCGCCCGACCCAACGGCGGAGCCGCCCAGCGCCUCCCCUGGCACCCGCUCGCUCCUCGCUGGAGCGAGACGUGGCCCGACGGCUCCGGUCACUAUGACCUGGGGCAAGGACACCCUGCGGCCACGUUCUUUGACACUUGAGGAGAUGGCCCUUCCUUCCAGUCUCCAGGACUUCACUCCCCACUUCCACUUCAGGCUACAUCCUCACGGCCUUUUCUGUGCCAGCUCCUGCCGGCGUUCUCGCACAGAAUCUUCUGGGAAGACCCCCACUUUACGGUCCGCUCUCCGUCCUGUCUUACCCACACCAAAAUCGCCCUUCGUGGUCUGUUCACAGCUUCGAAGGUUGCUCCAGCAUCCGCCUGGGAAGUGUCCCGGCUGUAGCCACUCCCCGGCCCCGAAGCCUUCACAUCUGCAGAGUGAAACAUCUUUCAACCUAAUAUCAGAAAAAUGUGACAUUCUAUCUAUUCUUCGGGAUCAUCCUGAAAACAGGAUUUACCAGAGGAAAAUCCAGGAACUCAGCAAAAGAUUCACCUCAAUCCGAAAGACCAAAGGAGACGGGAACUGCUUCUACAGGGCCUUGGGCUAUUCCUACCUGGAGUCUUUGCUGGGCAAGGGCAGAGAGAUCCUCAAGUUCAAAGAGCGUGUGCUACAGACCCCAAACGACCUUUUGGCUGCUGGCUUUGAGGAACAUAAGUUCAGAAACUUCUUUAAUGCUUUUUACAGUGUGGUAGAGCUGGUAGAGAAGGACAGCUCAGUGUCCAGCCUGCUGAAGGUGUUCAACGACCAGAGCUCCUCGGAUCGAAUAGUGCAGUUCUUACGCCUCCUCACAUCAGCCUUCAUCAGGAACCGAGCUGACUUCUUCCGACAUUUCAUCGAUGAGGAGAUGGACAUCAAAGACUUCUGCACUCACGAAGUAGAGCCCAUGGCCAUGGAGUGUGACCAUGUGCAGAUCACAGCCCUGUCGCAGGCCCUCAACAUCGCUCUGCAGGUGGAGUAUGUGGAUGAGAUGGACACAGCUCUGAACCACCACGUGUUCCCCGAGGCUGCCACCCCUUCCGUUUAUCUGCUCUAUAAAACAUCCCACUACAACAUCCUUUAUGCAGCUGAAAAACACUGAUUAUUAGGCCAUGCCAGAGCCUGUCAUCUAAUGGACUGCACUCUGAAUGGAACAUUUCUGCCUUGGCAACUUUUUAAGUGAUUUAGACAACUAAAAAACAUAUAGCCUUUUGGGUAAAGCCACUGAACUGAGACCUGUGCCCACUAUGGACUGUGAUGACUUAAUAGGAAUUUUAGUAUUUAUUUUGAUAGAUAUAUAAUGCCUGCUAACUCUGGACCAGAAGGCCAGAAACCCUGUCUCUGUACCCAUUUACUUCAAGAACCUCGUUGGACCUAUUUAUCUGGCAGAGGUUCCUGACAGUGCUGAUAUGCUGCUGUGUGAAAAUGGGGAUAUCGGGCUUGUCUCACCCAGGGCAGUGGCCCUCAUAGGGAAGACAAGCUUAGGCCAGCUGUCGUGUAGAGGUGACUUACCAGACCUAUGAAGAGUCCAGCCCGGCUAUGUGGAUGGGUCAUGGCGAACUGUCUGAAUGUGAGGGUGUGUAUACUUUCGUUCAUGGUGGUAUACUUGCCUAUCCACUGAAGGAGAGAGAAAAAAGACUUACCACCGUCCAGAGAAGGACAUUAGCCUUCAGCAUGACGCUCCGGUUGUGAGGUCCUCUACCUCAGGACCAGAACUCCUGACUCUGGAGGACAGGCCCUUCAGGGUUCUGUCAACCCCAGCUGAAUAAGGCUUGCUGAGGACAAUGGCUUGUGCCUAAUUCAGUGGGUCCAUGUCUGGGACCAAAGGGCUAUGGCUACCCAUCCUCCCCAGUGAAUUCUAGGAGUAGGGCCUAGGUGAUCGGCUGGGUAUGUGCAGCACAGAACCUAGAAGGGCUGAGGACAGGUUUCCCAAGGAUCUCUGGUUUUGUCCAGGCCAGCUUCAUAGGCAGCUGGGCAGGGAAGGACAAACAAGCCAUAGACAUGGGCAGCAGGGAUGUUUCCUCCUGUGUGUGUACCCCUUAAUAGCCCCUUGCCUUGCCUUGCUGCCCGAAGACAUUUAGGAGUCCACCUGAGGACCCACCCAGCUGUUGCUAGCCACACCCUCCUAUGUAGGACAACCAUGGGACAACCUUUCCUUGGUUACAGGGCUUCCCUCCUGCUGCACUCUGCAGGAAUUAGACAAUUGGUGCUACUGUGAGGGUCUGCUGAAAGCCUGCACACAGGGCUGGGCGCAGGAUCUUGACCUGAGUCUACACAGCUUAGACACCUGUCCUUUUGUUCGAGGAAAGCUGAAAGCACCUAGAUGUUUGUGCAGUGUGGGACCUCUGCCAACAUUUAGACCCAAAGGCUCCAGCUAAGUGAGUCUAUCGCUGGCACAGGAGUGUAAAUCUGCCCUUCAUCUUUUGAUGUGUUCAGUGUUGCAGUCUGAUGUGGGUACCUCUGACAGGUACCCUACAAAGGUGGGCACCUAUCCCCAUGACUGUCUUCAGCCAUUAGUCUCCACUUCCAUUAAUCUCCACUUCCAGGCUUAAUGGUGUGAGCACAGGAAACCUGACUGAUGGAUGCGAGUUCCAAUGGGUCUGGGGACAGGGGAUGGGCUUGGGAAAACGCUAAAACCUGGCUGAGCAUAGCAAGGCUAGGUUACAGCACAAGUCUGCCAGCUCUUGGUAGAGGAGGCAGGGGAGCGCAGGUGCUGAGUUCAUCCUCGAAAUGCUUCCAAUUCCUCCUCUCCCAGAGCAGCCAGUGGGGCAGCGCAGAGUGGGGCACCUGCUCUCCGCCCUCUGAGAGCAGACGGAAGUGCUGGCACCAGCUGCCCACGUUCAACUGUGUGAUCUUGGCCAAACCCUUUCAGCUCUGAAGCAAAGAAGCAUGGCACCUACAAGUGAACCGGGUCUAAGGGCUUGGGUUCAGUCAGCUUCCCUUAAGUGAAAGCAUCUUCCUACCAUUAAAACUGUUUCUAUGAACAACUUUCA